AUGAUUAAGAGCAUCAAGAGGAUAGGCAAGGCCAAGCUGAGGUUCCGCUUUGACGUCGUCGUCCACUCGGCCAGUCUGGUGCCGAAGACCAAGUGGCGCCCAGUGCCACUGGCUGUGACAUGGCGCCGCGGACCGCGGACGGCAUCGACGCCUGCUGCGCCGUUUGUGGCAAACUCGGGCAUUGUCGAGUGGCAGACCUCGCUGUGCAUGCUGGCCACGCUGUACAAGUCGCCCGAGGCGCCGGUCGCGGACGCCAAGCUCUACCGCCUCAGUCUGCUCGCCGUCGAUGCCUCGGCUGGCGCGGGGAAGAAGCCGCGGACGAAGACGUUGGCCACCACAAGCGUCGACUUUGGCGAGUACGCCACUGUGACCGCCAAGCCGGUGACCAAGACGCUUGCGCUCAAGAUCAAGUCCAAGAAGCUGGCGUCGGCUUCGCUCACCGUCACUAUCACCUCGGUCUGCCUCGACGACGCUGGAAGCGGGCCGGCUGCUCAUGGAGCAGGAUCCGACUCGGAGUCGGACUCGGACUCGAUGUCCAUGUCCGCGGUCUCAGAGAUUUCCGGCUGCUCAUCGGACGACGAGGAGGACAGCGCUCCUCCUCCUGCGCUGUCGUUCUCGGCAGCAGCAACGCCGCCGCCGCCCAGCACAACCAGCCAGCCGCUAGCACACCCAACCAGUUUGCGGGCGUCGCCGCCGCGGCAGCGGCGGUCGCCGUCGCUCCGCGGCUCGCGCCAGACUGAUGCGUCGGUAGCAUCGCCUGCUGAGGCGACAGCUGCACCGGUCUCGGUCCCGGUCGGCCCCGGCGCUGUGCCGGGCGGCGCUGGUGGCGCGUCUGAGGUUCGCUACUUGCAGAAGAUGCUGCAGCAGCAGCUGACCGACGCGUGGAAAGAGAAGCAGCGGCAGGAGGAGACCAUCGAAGAGCUGCAAAUGGAGGUAGCCGAAAAGGCGACCAUCAUCCUGCAAUACAAGAGCCAGCUCGACGAGGCCGACGACCGCAUCGCCGAGCUCGAGGCCGAGUCGCGGCUGAACGCGUCGUUGGAGGCCGCAAGCGGCUCAGGAGCGAGCAGCAGCGGCGCAACCCGCGACGAGCUGCUCGCGUUGCUGGAGGACUCGACCGCCAAGGUCGCCGCGCUCAAGGCCAAGAACAAGGCGCGCAAAAUCGAGAUCACGUCACUGGAGAGCCGGCUAGUGGCGGCCGAGGCGGCGCUCGAGCGCGCGUCCACAGCCGCCGCCGCACCGGCCACGCCGCCGCCGGCUCGCGAGCGCGCGCUGUCUGCGUACUCCCUUGCUGCGCUCUCGCCCGACGGAGCGACGCUGCGGACGCCCGGCGGGCGCACGCUCUCGGUCGGCCUGCAGGACGAGGUGCCCGGCUACGGGCGAGUCAUCAAGCUCGACGUCGAGGGCCGCCGAGUGGUGACCGCGUCCGGGCGCGCCAUCUUGGCCACUGACGGCAGCGAGCUCCCGACGGCUGCUGCAGCAGCGGCGGCAACGCCAUCGCCGAGCCUCCGGACUCCGGGAACUCUCGCCGAGCGCCGCGAGCUCCGCCAGCUCACCGACGACUACAACGAGAUGUGCGAGAGGCUCACCGAGAGCCAACGUCGCAACGAGCUCCUUGCAGACGAGGUCGGCGCGCUUCAGCGGCUGGUCGAUCUGUAUGCACCAGACGAUGUCCGCGCACCCAAGACUGUUGCGCCGGGCACCGAGUGCGAUGACCUCAGCCUCUCCGAGGACGGCGUUCGCAUCCGCGCACUCGAAACCAUGCUCGAGCUGGCCGUCUCGGACGCCGAGCUCGCCAAGCAUGAGCGCGAGCUACUCGAGACCGAGUUUGUUUCUACCAAGCUCAAGCUGGCACAGACCGAGUUUGAAAAAGAGGCUGCCCAGAAGGAUGUUCGCAGCCUCGAGCGCAAGUACGCCAAGUCGCGUGAGGUCCAGCGCGCGCUGUCCGAGAAGAUGACCCGGAUGGAGGUCGAGCUCGCCACAAGCCAGGCAACUCGCAAGGGCAAGGGCAAGACGAGGGGCAAGUAAACGGCAGCAGGUAGCGG
This is a messenger RNA of Thecamonas trahens ATCC 50062, 2042 nucleotides long. RefSeq lists its product as uncharacterized. Bases 1 to 2025 code for a protein of 674 amino acids. The transcript has 2 exons. The record is from RefSeq and is a predicted model, not a curated record. Lineage: Eukaryota; Apusomonadida; Apusomonadidae.